Messenger RNA from Meloidogyne enterolobii, 409 nucleotides. The record is from the annotation of a GenBank genome assembly. NCBI's taxonomy places the organism in Eukaryota, Metazoa, Nematoda, Chromadorea, Rhabditida, Meloidogynidae.
AAUGAAUUCGCAAGCUCCAAAGAGACGUGGCCGUCCAGCGAAAGCAAAAGCUGCUGCAGCUGCAUCUGUUCCAACUACAGACAAAUCGCCACCGAAGCCUAAAUCUCCAAUUAGUGCUCCAAAUGGUGAAGCCAAGUCUCCAGUCAAACCUCUUUCUCCAGUCAAGCCGUCUUCUCCAGCUAAAUCCCCUGUUGUUGCCAAAAAGGGACGUGGGCGUCCUAAGGGUGCUGCUGUUGUGAAGAAAUCACCGCCAAAGAAGCCGGUGGCGAAGUCUGUGGCUAAAGGUGGAGUGACGAAGAAAGCUGGUGCUGGAAAACGUGGACGUCCGGCGAAGAAGAAUGCAGCUUCAGAGGAGAGCAGUGGGGAUGACGCAGCCAAGAACAACACCUCUCCUUCUAAAUCGCCUUGA